AUGAUGAUGUCCAACCGACCCCUGAAACGUCGUGCCUUGAACCUGCUCGAGCCUGAUCACCUCCUCCUCGACUCGAUGACACCUUCAACAAGUUCGGUGGAGAGCGUCGGUUCGACGACCGUCUCGUCGCCAGGCGCCAACUCGGACGGCUUCCAGAGCGCCUGCCCGAUCUGCGGCGACGGCGCGUGGAACAAGCACUUUGGCGUGCUGUGCUGCAACGCGUGCGCCGCCUUCUUCCGGCGUACGGUGGCGUUGCGGAAGACGUACUUGUGCGUGCGGGGGAAGCGAUGCGAUGUGGUGUCGGGCGAGCCGCGACACAUGUGCAAGUUCUGCAGAUUUCAGCGAUGCAUUUGGAAUGGAAUGUGCAUUAAUUGUGAGUUGACUUUUUUGGUGGAAAAAAUUAAAUUUUUUGGUAAAAAAACUUGAAAUUUCAAAAAUUUUUUUUUCUUGAAAAAUUCAAUUUUCAAAAAAAAUUUGCUUCAAAAAUCGCUUUAAAAGAUUUUUUAACCGUCUCUCCUCAUUCUACACACUAUUUCUCUCAUUUUUACUUUUUUUCCGGCCAAAAUCUCACUUUUCCUCAAAAUCAUCACAUUUCUCCCCGAUUCCUCAAAACUACCGUAAUCCUUCGGUCCAUCCGGCCCCUACAGCAUCAUAGCUCCUUUCACAGAGUUUCACACCGCUCUGUAGGGCUUCCUCAAUGUCACAUGUCCCCACAUCUCCUUAGAAGUUCUUGGAAAAAGCCAUAGAAUCGCGAGGGCUCGGCUUAGCACAACACCGAGCUCAACGACCAGGAUUAGUAAAAGAAACCCGCAAUGUUUACCGUAGAAUGUAGGAAGCACACUUCCAGGUGAAACACGUUAAUUUUGAAGGGAUUUUUUGCAUGAAUUAGAGAUUUUUGGACCUUUGGCGUGAGUUGAAAGAAACGGUACUUUGGCCUGAGGGUAUAAAAGUUGUAGUAAGUUUAUUUAAGAGUAGGGACCCCUAUGCUUGCGAUAAAUUCAAUUUUUUGUUACUGGGACUACUGAUUUUGCCUUAAAAAGUAAUUAAAAAUUCUUUCCGAAGUUUGGGAGGACUUGAAAUUUUUUGAACUUUUUUGUAUUUUAGCCUCGGGCAAAAAUCUUGUUUUUGUGUUUAUGGUAUCCUAGAUACUCUGGUUGUUAUUUUAAAUUCUAUUUUUGUCAUUUUGAAAGCUGGCAGUGACAAAAAAUGUAGUCAAAAUCGCUUUCAAAUUUGUAAAAUUUUCGUAUUUUAAAAAACGAAAAAAAAAAUUUUUUUUGAUCUAAAAGCAACUACAUGUCAUGCUUAUAAAUUUAUACUAUCAACUUUGUCAUCAUUAUUUUUACUUUUUCUGAAAACCACAGUUCAACUUGCACUACAUUUCUCAACUCUUGCAAGGCAUUUUUUCCCCACUUUUUUCCCAUAAUUUCCAAGCCAACGCUCUCAGCUGCGUAACGAAUAGUUCAUGGUCGAUAAACAACGCCGUGACCUAAAUUUCCCCUCCCAAACUAUAAACCGCGGACGCAAAUUCGUUCUAGUUUGGGCCAUAAGACUAUCGUUUCGCUUCGAAAAAGAAAUGCAAACAUUCUUGAGAGUUUUUCGCCCGCUUUUUAGACUACAUCUCGAGCAUUAAGUUUUACAUGGCUUUAUUAGUGUAUAAAAGAUAAAGAAAAAAUAAAAAAUUAAAAAAAAAUUGACUUUUUUUAAAAAUUAUGAUGACAAAACAUUGUAAAAUUAUUGUAAAUGCAUUGGUUAUUUAUUUCACAAGGCUUUAAAGGAAAAAUUGAUGAACUUAAUGAACUUUCAAUUAUAAAAAAUGGUUCAAUUUUUUUGAAAAAGAAAGUUUAUAAAUAUUUGAACAGGAUUUGAAGCUAAAAUCUGAAAGAAUAGGUCGAUUUCGGAGUUUGAACAGGUUUUUGAGUCCACAAGGCUAAAAUAAUGUACAAAAAAAAAUGAAAAAAAUAAAAAAAAAAUUUUGGGAUUUUUUGAUUUUUUUUUGAUUUUUUUAAAAUUUUGCUUAAAGAUUUUUUAAUUUUAAAAAUGAAAAAAUAUUUUUUUGAGAUUUUUAAAAAAAUUAAAAAAAUAUUUUAAAAAUUUAUUUCUCAAAAAAUUGUAUUUUUAGCGAAUUUCCGAACAAAAAAAUUUUAAAUUUUUUAAAAUUUUUUUUUGGGAUUUUUAGAUUUUUUUUUUAUUUUUUUAAAAAUUUUACUUAAAGAUUUUUUAAUUUUAAAAAUAAAAAAAAAAAUUUUAGCCAAAAAAAAACACUUUUUGAAAUUUUUAAAACUUUUUAAAAAUUUUAAAAAAAAUAUUUCAAAAAUUUAUUUCUCAAAAAAAAAAAUAUAUUUAUCACAUUUCCAAACAAAAAAAAUUUGAACAAUACCUUAUAUUGCACUUGACAUUCCUCCCAAAUUCCUCAAACUUUUUUUGUUCCGCAGCAAAGAACACUCUAGUUUUUGCACAAAAACUCUCUCGAUAGCCAAAUUUUUGCUCGAAAAAACUUUGUUCAGCGGUUGUUUGCAAGCGGAAAAAAGGAGUUUUUGUGACCGGAAGUUCAGUGCAAACGAGCAAAGGGGUCUCUGUUGUUCCGAAGUGUCCCCGCGUUUUUUGCAUACUUACAGUAGGUAUUGACGAAUUCAGGAAGUGAAAAUGGAAGAUUGCUCACAAAUUUGGAAAACAUUUUGGACUGUAAAUAGCAUGGUAAACAGUGGGAAUAAUAAGUUCAAAAAAUUGAAAAAAUUUCAAAAUAAAAAUUUUUUUUUUUUUGAAUUUUAUCAUAUAAUAAUGAUGAAAGAAGUGCUUCAAGUUAAUAGUGCAUGCUCAGCUCCUCAUCAACAACGGGAUUAGCGCGGAAAUCCGCGAUUAAUUUGGGGGGAUUUUGAAGGAAUCAAUUUUUCCAACGGUUUGGCGGGAUUCUCCGGCUGAAACCCCCGGAAAGUCGUAAAAAUCAUCGAAAAUUCGAGUGAACUUGUAAUGUCAGCGACGCAGCAUGCUUUGAUUUAUAUUUUUAAAACGGACAUUAGCCUUAUUUCAGCUUAUUUUUGCCAAAAAUCAUCAAAAUUUGCAGUUUAGCCUACUGUAAUAUAAAAUACUUCAAAAAAUCUUAAAAAUCAUGUUAUAAGCCAAUCGAUUUGUAGAUUAGAUAGAUCCUCAUGGAUAAUGCCGUAUUUUAAAAACAGUUUCAUGGGCCGUCUCACCUUUUUUUCAACACAAAAAUCAAAGAUUUGCCUACUACAAUAUAACUGAUGUCCAAAAUCUCAAAAUUCUCGCUAAAAAUCAAAACUACUAUACCUAAAAUAUAUCUUAAUCAACGUCAAAUACUCUACUCCAUCUAAUCCUCCCAAAUUUUCAGCCGUUUUCUCGCGUCCCUCCAAUCAAGAUGACGUGGAAGAGAUUCGCGAGCGCAACCUGCUCCAGACCCUGAUCCACUGCCGGAACGCCACUUUUGUGGAGCGAUUCAGCGCCAACAUCAAGACCAACGACGGACGACAGAACGACAUUGCGUUCGGGACCCGCUUCUACGACGCCGAACACACCGUGAAAGCGUCGCAGUCGGAGUUCAUGGUGGUGUUGAACUACCUGAAGAUGGCCGGAUUCCGCCGCUUUGGACUGGAUAACCUGGCUUUGGUGGGUUUUUAAUGAAUCCUAAGGGUUUUUGCUUCGUAUUUUACAAAAAAAAGUUGUUGAAAAGUGGCUGAAGCGUCGUAUUUUAGGCCUUUUCGUCAAGAUAUCGCUAAUUUCUCAUGAAAAUGAUGAUAAAUGAAAAAAUAAGCCCAAAGAUGGUCGUAUUUGAGGUUUUUUCUCUACAUAUAUUGUCUAUUAGCAUUUUUUCUAUUGUAAAGAAGGCUUUACAAUACUUGAUGUGUAGUUCUAAGUCUUGAAAAUUUAAUUUUUAUGUAUAAAACGACAAGAAUCUAAAUAUAUGGCGAUUUUUUGGGAAAAAAGUUAAUUUCAACCUCUAAAAUUGCGUGUAUCUUCAAGAUUGAGGUAAAAUACGAACUCAUUGUAUAAAUUAUGAAUUUUUGGAUCCUUUGAGAAUAAGAACUUUGAAGAUUUAACAAAAAAUCGUCAAAAAUCAGCAAAAAUUUGAUGAUUUUUGGUGAAAACAGUGUUUUUAUCACAGUAAAAGAGCCUCUAGAUCACUGUAGAUGUUAAAAUACGCUUUUCGUACCUCUUCUUUAUUAAAUCCAUCCAUUCCAGACCCGCCUCGCCGUCUCACUCUUCUACCAAUGGGUGUGCUUCACCUCCAUUACCGUAACCCUCCGCAACGGCGGCCACAACAUCAACGAGGUCUACUUUGUCGACGAAAGCCACCAUCCCGUCAAUGAAGCGACCGUUCACGCCUAUGUGAAGUCGUUUGCGUCAGUAAUUGGGAUCCCCGCCGACUCGGUUGAUUGGACGAAACCCGCCGAGUACUGUAUGGAAUAUUACCACUAUAAAUUGGCGGCCGCCAAGAAAUUGCACAUGGCCAGACUGGACGACACCGAAUUGUCGGUCAUGCUGCACAUUAUGGCGGUGAAGAUGGCGAUCCGAGCGUUCCCGGAGAACUCGCAACUCAACCCGCACUUGAACAAUGUUUUCGAGGGAUUGCGAAGCCAUUAUGAGGCCAAUUUUGAUGAUGUAGCGGUGAGGAUGGGCAAUCUGAUCUUGUUGAUCAAUGAGAUUGAGGUGAGUAGAAUUGGCAUACUGUAACAUACGAAAAAAUUCGAAAAAAUGAGGGAAAUCUGAGAUUUUUUGAAAGCUAUGGAUAAAUUGAUACAAUUUAUGAAAAUUAUGCUGGGGCCUGUUUCACGAACGCAAAAUAAAAAAAAUAGAAAUAUGAGUGAGCGAGGGAACAGAGAAAAUGCAUACGAAACGGGAGAGACGGCAGGAAAAUGAGGAUUGCGCCAAUUCUCAAUCGGAGUGACUUUUUACGCCCAAAAUUACGGGUUGGCGGUAGUAUUUGGGCCAUAACUUUCCUCUACUUGGGCCUACAAGCACCCUCCAAAAAUUCAAAUAAUGCUAAGACUGCGGGCUAUAUAGAUCUAUAAAAAUUUUUGCUCUACCGCCAAUGACAAAGUUACCAUAGGCGUUGCACAUCAACCACAAAAAAAAAAGUUUCAAAUCGGGAAAACUGUUUGCAUAACUUUGUUAGGGUGCCCAAGGGUAGCUCAAAUUAAAAAUUGGAAACGAGUCGGACUGACCAAAAAAUAGUAGUAGUAGUAGAUUUGAAAACCUUAUUUUAGACAUCUUUUGCUACUAAAUCGUUUCGUAACGAAGCAAUUGCCUAAAUUCUUUUUUCUAUGAGCAUAAUUAGAGUAUUUUUAGAGAACAAUAAGCAACCCUGUGUCAUAUACUAGCUUACUCACUCAAAAUUCCAAAAAAAGUGAUAUUUAGGUGACUAAAAUAAUAUUUUAAAAAUCUGUAAAUUUUGACUCAGCUAGGUCCACUAUGAUCUAAAAAGACAAUAAGAGCAUAAUUAGUGGCAUCCGCACCAGUUUAGAAGCUGUUCUAAGAACCUUGUUUUAGGUGAUAUUGGCCAUUUUUGAAAUUGGCGCAGCGAAGUUGAAACCAACUCCAAAAGCUCAGUAUAGCCUUAGAAAGCCAUCUCAAUUUACAUAGAUAGUUUUAAAACUUUGACUUCAGUCAUAAACUUUCAUUAUUUUUGGUAUAAGAUCAGGUAUGCUACUAUAAGGUAAAACUUUUUUUCGACCUAAGAGUUAAAAUUUUUGCAGUUAAUCUCCCUUAACAGGAUGUUAUGAGAUAAUAUAGUUAAUUAAUUAGACUAUUUAACGCUGUCGGACAUUAAAAGCUGCCUAAAGUAAUAUAAUCCAUAAGGUAAAAAAGCUUAAAAUCGCAUCUACUUUUUUAUUAUCUGUCCGAUUUGCUUCAAACUUCGCAUACUACCUUAGAAUGCAAUAUUCUGAAGAUCGUUGCAAUCACUUUCCGUGUUUCAAUCGUUUUAGACAAGUUAUUCGGCCGCAAAGUUUGCAAAAAUUCGAUUUUCUCCGGCCGUUUGUCGCUAACCUGGUGGCCGAAGAAGGCCAAAAUCUAUUAAUUUAAAAAAUAUGGGUCCUUGGCAAUGUUUUAAUCGCAGGUUCAUGUUAUUUUGUUCAUUACCCACUGCACAGUAAGCUAAAACAUUAGAGACCCUUAAAAAACCGAAUGCCAAAAAUCUUGGCAUUCUGUUUGUGGUUGAUGUGCGUUGUAGUGUUGAAUUCUUCUACUUUAUGACGCUGAAAGGCCUUUUUUCGCGUUAAUUGAAACAGUAAAAAAUUCUAAUUUAUGUCAGUCGAUAGACAAUUUAAUUCUCUACAAAACAUUUUUAGAGGGCCAACUGUAAGUCAUUUUUUGGCUGAGUAAUAACUGAUUUACUUUGACAAUCCCUCGAUUUUCAUCACAAAAAAUCUUUCGAAAGAGCCCUCAAAUCAAAACAAGAGAGAAAUUUUACGGUAAAAAAUGGGAUUCGGCUGGACUAAAUCACCCAUAACUUUAUCAGUUGGUGAGAUAUAGACGCCCCUCUAAAAAAAAUGAGGUAGCCAAGACAAUUUCUUUUACAAUUAUAUAAAAUUUUAUACUAAUAUUUUAUUAUUUGGAACAAAAACCUAUUUUUAUUCUGAAAAAAAUGAAAAAAUGUUGCAAACUGCCGCACUACUAUAAAUUUGUUCGUUCCGCAGAUCGCCAAACAUCCUAAAAACUUACAUUACUGUAAACCGCGGACUCAGGUCUAUAUGAUUUUUUUUAAACGGUGUCGAUCCGACAAUUUUGGACCAAGUUAUGAGGAAAUUAAUCUAGAAUUGCACAAAUUUUGUAGAAAAUAGAAAUAUGCGCAAUACUACAGCUAUUUUCGAGCGGGUUUUUGCAACAGUGCAACGAAACUUGCACACAUGACAGUCCAAACAGUUAGCAUUAUUCGAAAUUUUGAAGGGUGAUUCUACGCCCAUGGAGGGAAAAGUUAUGGCCGAAACACUGCCGCCAACCCUGAUUUUGGACGUAAAAAGUCACUCCGAUUGAGAAGUGGCGAAAUCCUCAUUUUUCUGCCGUCUCUCCCGUUUCGCAUGCAUUUCCUUUGUUCCCUCGCUCACUCAUAUUUCUAUUUUCUUUAGAAAUAUGAGUUUUUGCGUUCGUGAAACAGGCCCCUGAUUUUUGAAAAAUUUUUGUAUCAAAAAUACCUUCAUAAUUAGGUAAAGAUGAUUUCCUAAUAGUAAGCAUCUUGAAAAUAUCGAUUUUUUCUCUCAAAUUUUGACCUUUUCUGAAAUUUUGAAAUUUUCAUAAAUUAUUCAAAUUUUCCAAAAAUAUGGCAUUCUAAUUUUUCAAAAAUGUAAUUUCAUAGUCUGUAGAGCCUUAUAGUUUGAGAGCAGCCACUGUAUUGCGUGUAGUUUGGGUUGCAGGUGGGUAAACGAUGACUAAUUUCUUGCCCGACUUCAUACGAAUAUGACCUAUUUCGGUCACAAUGGUCCGAUUUUUCAAUAUUCUACUGUUUGCUCGAACAAACAGUUCACUAAUUUGUAGUCUGAAAUCGGUAUUUUUGGCGGUAUAAUCAUUCUUGUCAAAGACGAAAAAUUUUGAUGACUUAAAAAAAACUUGAUUUUUAUGCAAAUUUCAAAAAAAUUUUCUGGCUAAAACACUAUUUAUGUUAUGCAACAUACCUCAUAGGUUAUUUUAAGACUAUAAGUUUAGAAAUUUCCCUACAACUUUAUAACAAAUUUGACGUUUUUUCCCAAACACUAGCUAUCAGAUGAACAAUAUAAUCACAACUCACAAAUCACAUAAUUACACCCCCAACUGCUUCGAAAAUUGACACCGUAACACAUACUAUAGUGUGGGAUGGGAGCGUAACAUAGGCCCGGCUAAUUCCCGACAUAUUUUCCCCGGGGACGAACCACUCAAAAAUUGUCAUCGCUUUUACGGUAGGAAGCGGAUUUGAUGGCCUUGUGACGCCUUUGAUGAGGAAAAUGUAGGCCAGAAAUGUCUUUUAUGAUGCCCUACAUGGCCAUGAGUAACUCGAGUGUUCGAUAAUUAGGCCAUAUUGCGGUGAGGGAUACGGUAAUUGCGUCGGGGUUUGGAAACGUUUUUGGGGGAAGAGAGCCACUUUGUUUUGAUGAUAAAACGGGAUCAUUAGAGGGGCAGAGGGAAAUAGUGAAGUCAGCAGGUAAUAUGUCCUUUGAGGAUGAUAUAUAAUUCUUAAACAUUACAAAAAAUUCCCGAAAUUUCUCAAAAUUUAAGAUUUUUGUGAGAGGUGAAAAAAAUGAAGUUGAUGGUUAAAAUAAGGUCAUAAAUGAUUCUAAGCAUAUUCUUUUGAUGAGAUUGCCCUCUCAGACUAUAAAUGACACUCUAGUCUUUAUAAUUUAUUUAAAAAAUUUUAAAAAAACCAACGAUUUUAUCAAAUUUUAUGCUAAUUUUCAUUUUCUUUCAGACCGUCACCUUCCGCCUUGAAGAACUUGUGGUCUGCCUGCAGAACAACGGCUACCGAUCGAUUCUGGCCAACCUGAUCCACUCCAAAAUGCUCGCCGACCAGUACCGCAGCAGCUACGGGCCGUACGCGCAGCCCGACAUUGCGGCGCGCUCGAGUUCGGCGCCUCCGGCGAAAUUGCCCAAGUUCCCGGUGGAUGAGCGGCAAACCCACUCGGAGGACAUCAAAAUGGAGAUCAACUACGACAGCAACCAGAACAUUGAUGUUGUCAGUGUGUAG
Messenger RNA from Bursaphelenchus xylophilus (pine wood nematode), 8665 nucleotides. The record is from the annotation of a GenBank genome assembly. NCBI's taxonomy places the organism in Eukaryota, Metazoa, Nematoda, Chromadorea, Rhabditida, Aphelenchoididae.